Messenger RNA from Aedes aegypti (yellow fever mosquito), 1156 nucleotides. RefSeq lists its product as uncharacterized. NCBI's taxonomy places the organism in Eukaryota, Metazoa, Arthropoda, Insecta, Diptera, Culicidae. The coding region runs from base 422 to 1102 and encodes 226 amino acids. The record is from RefSeq and is a predicted model, not a curated record. The transcript has 4 exons.
AGCUCGCCGGACCGGUUCGCAGCGUGCGCUUCUCUCUGGCCAGUUCAGUCGGGUCUCGGAUCUAGCUACUAGCGGACUGACGAAGUCCUUCUAAAGCCUGCGUCCAAUGUGACGUCGUUUGUUGUAUUUGCGUAAUAAGAACAUACCAGCAGCGGAAAGAAUAACACCAACACCGACAGUAGCGUUCUCUCUAAUCAAGUUUUGUGUUUGCCUCAAUGAAAAAGUUCGCGUGAACCAUUACCAGUUCUUGACACUCUGAUCGGCACUGGCAGUGUGAAGCACACCAGUUCUCAAUCUCUGGGAAUUUCCAAUUGAUCGUGGAGACAGUCAGUCGCACCACGCUAAGCCUCUAGGUUCGGUGUCGUCGUCAUUGGAUCGCUGGUAGAUCUCUUACGGUUUUAGCAAUAAUAUUUGUUCGAGGAUGGUGCGUUGGAUAUUCGUUGGAGUGGGCACAAUCGUCCUGGCCGUGAUAACCUAUGGAGCUCCUCAAUUGCAACAAGGCACUCAACAGUAUCCGAGUCGAACUACCGGAGUCCAACCACCGGUCUAUAAGAACAACACCCAGAACAAUGGUACCAGCGAACUGUUUGCCUAUCCGGAGGAUCAGUCCAUAAUCGACUCCAAGCAGAACGCUAAGAAUCGAACUCCCGUCUACAUCCCGAACCGAUGCCAGAAGAACGAAAUUCUCUAUCCGGGCGAUCAGGAAAGCGAUUGGGUGUGCGACUGCAAACCAACGUUCGUGUACCACCCGCCGACCCGGCAGUGCUACCAACUGUUCACCCAGGCCUUCUGCAGUGACGGCUACAUGGUCACCCUGCAGCCGGACGCCAAACAGCCCGACUGCGUGCAGAACACCUGCUUUAAACCCAACUCGACGAUAGUGCCAUUCAACGGCGAUUGUGUCCAGCUAAACGCCUACUACGAUAGGUGUUCGCACGGGCAGCUCAAGAAGAUCGUCUCCGUACGGGAGGACGACAACCAGCUAGGGUGCGUCAAUAUUUCCGACGUUCCCGACCACAAGACCGUGCUGACCGUCAUGGAAGUGGAGCGAAUGACUGGCGCUAACCGUGGGACUGCUGUGAAUCGCAACCGUAGACAGUAGGGGGGAACGUUACGAUUGAAUGAUGAAAUAUAUUUGGUAAAUGUAAUUUGGAAA